AGCCGGGGAAAUCAGAAUUCUCGCGAUAGGUGAGACUAGGCUUUCCGGAAGUGAUUCUCCGGAAGAAGCAUGGUUGCCCCCCAGAUCUGGCCGGGUUUGCACGCUGAGCUGCCGACGCUAUGCAGUCAGAUGAUGUUAUCUGGGACACACUCGGAAACAAGCAAUUUUGUUCCUUCAAAAUAAGAACCAAGACUCAGAGUUUUUGCAGAAAUGAAUACAGCCUGACUGGACUGUGUAAUCGGUCGUCUUGUCCCCUGGCAAACAGUCAGUAUGCCACUAUCAAAGAAGAGAAAGGACAGUGCUACUUGUAUAUGAAGGUUAUAGAACGAGCAGCUUUUCCUAGGCGGCUCUGGGAACGGGUCCGGCUUCAUAAAAACUAUGAGAGAGCACUGGAGCAAAUAGAUGAAAAUCUAAUUUAUUGGCCCCGUUUCAUUCGACACAAGUGUAAGCAGAGAUUCACCAAGAUCACCCAGUACCUAAUUCGAAUUAGAAAACUUACAUUAAAGCGACAGAGGAAGCUUGUUCCCUUGAGUAAGAAGGUGGAGCGGAGGGAAAAAAGAAGAGAGGAAAAGGCAUUAAUAGCUGCUCAGCUGGACAAUGCCAUUGAAAAGGAAUUGCUGGAGCGACUGAAACAAGAUACGUAUGGCGACAUCUACAACUUCCCCAUUCAUGCCUUCGACAAGGCCCUGGAACAGCAGGAGGCAGAGAGUGACUCUUCAGAUGCUGAGGAAAAAGAUGAUGAAGAAGAUGUGGGAAAGAGAGAGUUUGUGGAAGAUGAUGAGGUGGAUGAGAGUGACAUAAGUGAUUUUGAGGAUAUGGAUAAGCUGGAUGCCAGUAGUGAUGAAGAUCAGGAUGAUAAAUCCUCCAGUGAGGAAGAAGAAAAGGCCCUUGAUGCCAAACAUAAAGGCAAAACACCCUUGAAAGGACCUUUGCGGAGGAAACGAGCCUACGUAGAGAUAGAGUAUGAGCAGGAGACAGAGCCUGUGGCCAAGGCCAAAACCACAUGACUUCCCUUCAGACAUCUGCAACAGGACUGAACAUUUUCAGUAUCCUCCUUUCUUUUACCUUAACUAUGUAUAUACCUCCAGGUUUUGCUCUUUCAUACAGUAUUUCACACAA
Felis catus (domestic cat) is the source of this 1119-nucleotide messenger RNA. RefSeq names its product MAK16 homolog (gene MAK16). Gene Ontology annotation, biological process: maturation of LSU-rRNA; maturation of 5.8S rRNA. Gene Ontology annotation, cellular component: nucleolus; preribosome, large subunit precursor. The record is from RefSeq and is a predicted model, not a curated record. The transcript has 10 exons. Bases 120 to 1007 code for a protein of 295 amino acids. Lineage: Eukaryota; Metazoa; Chordata; Mammalia; Carnivora; Felidae.